This is a messenger RNA of Scaptodrosophila lebanonensis, 1563 nucleotides long. RefSeq names its product protein yellow. The coding region runs from base 84 to 1454 and encodes 456 amino acids. Lineage: Eukaryota; Metazoa; Arthropoda; Insecta; Diptera; Drosophilidae. Gene Ontology annotation, cellular component: extracellular region. The transcript has 3 exons. The record is from RefSeq and is a predicted model, not a curated record.
GCGGGUAACGGUUGGUUUUUAAUAUUGUUAACGUAAUACCUAUAUUGGAAGACCUAUAGAGAGAUAUUUGACAUCAACACAACAUGCUUGCAUAUUUGGCUCUAACGCUCUGUCUGGGCGUGGCCAUGGCCAAUAAUAAUUUGCGUGUGGCCUACGAGUGGCGCGAAAUCGACUUCAAAUAUGAGAGCUAUGAUCAACGCUGGCAAGCCAUUGAGGCUGGCUCAUUUAAGCCGGCCAAUGUAAUACCUUAUGGCUUGGAGGUCUAUCGCUCGCGUUUGUUUAUAACGCUGCCCAGGUGGCGUGCCGGUGUGCCCGCCACUUUGGCCUACCUUGAUCUUAAUGAUACGAGUACACAAACGCCUGCGCUGACUCCUUUCCUCAACUGGCAGUCGCAAAGCUUAAGUGAAGAGAAUCCAGAGCUUGUUUCAACUUUCCGCGUUCGGGCCGAUCGUUGCGGUCGCCUGUGGGUGCUAGACUCGCGUAUUUCCAGUGUUCUGGAGCAAACUAAACUAUAUGGCCCGGCACAGCUGCUCAUCUACGAUCUGCACAAUGACAAUCUGCUGCGUCGUCAUGUGUUCCCAGCUGAACAGAUGAAACAGAACUCGUUCUUUGCCAAUCUAGCUGUGGAGGGUCAUGACUGUGAGAACACGUAUGCAUAUGCUGCUGACUUGGGCAGUCCUGGACUGGUUGUUUAUUCAUGGCGGGACCAGGAGUCUUGGCGCGUGCAGCAUCACUUCUUCCAUCCAGAUCCCAUGGCUGGCAACUUUAGCAUCAAUGGCAUUGAGUUUCAAUGGGACGAUGGGCUUUAUGGAUUGGCCUUGUCUAAGCCAGAGACUUCAGGCUUUUCCACACUCUAUUUCCACCCACUUACCUCAUCUAUGGAGUUUUCGGUGAACACGUCUGUGUUGCGCAACAAGACUCUGGCCACUUCGGGUCAAAUAUAUCGUGAGUUCAAGGUGUUGGGCUCACGCGGUACAAAUGGUCAGGCAGGUGCACAGUUUUUGGAUCAAGAGACGGGAGUACUCUUCUAUACGCUGCCCAAUAUGAAUGCAGUGGACUGCUGGAAGACUUCGGACGGAAUGUAUACGGAAAAGCAACGGGGCCGUGUCUAUAUGGACGAUAAGACUAUGGUGUUCCCCAGCGAUAUCAAGGUGGAUGAUAAGCACAAUCUCUGGGUGCUGUCCAAUCAGCUGCAGGAAUAUAUCUAUGAUGAGCUCUAUCCGGGCUCUGUUAACUUUCGCAUACUAACGGGUAGCGUGCAGGAGGCUAUAAAAAAUACGGCAUGCGAUACAAAGGCCAAGCCAUUCCCAGAACUGAUUAACAAGUUAGGCGAUAUAUUGAACCCAGUUACAAAUACGAAAGCUGCUGGUUCGGGACCACGUUCCGCAGCCUCCACCUACAGUCUAAGUGCCGCGCUCAUUUCCUGCCUUUUGCUAUUUGCCAGACUAGCGUAGACUUCAAGUUAUUUCUGAGUUUCUUCUUAAUAGUAUUAAGUUACUUAGUUCUGGAUCUUUCCAUUAGUUUGUAUAAUAAAAUAAUAAUAAUAAAUUUAUUGAACAAUAA